Molecule: messenger RNA, 9791 nt
Organism: Drosophila willistoni
Lineage: Eukaryota; Metazoa; Arthropoda; Insecta; Diptera; Drosophilidae
Gene: osa
Product: trithorax group protein osa
Exons: 15
Coding region: 487-8955 (2822 amino acids)
Biological process (GO): chromatin remodeling; regulation of transcription by RNA polymerase II; positive regulation of DNA-templated transcription
Cellular component (GO): nBAF complex; brahma complex; SWI/SNF complex
Molecular function (GO): nucleosome binding; DNA binding
Source: RefSeq, a predicted model, not a curated record
UCGAGCCGCCAUAUUGUCAGUGGCAACGCCAGUGAAAAUCAUGCGAAAAUAUUAAGAGAAUUAAGUGAAAUAUUGAACAAAUUAAUUAAGAAAAUUAUGUGCAACAUGUACAGGGUAUAUCUGGUGAUAAGCCGCGAGUGACUGUGCCACCAAAUCUAUAGUUAUAGCAGCUAAAACGGCUUGGCGAAAAAUCUCUUCGGCAGACAGACAGCGACACAGCAAAAGAGACUUGCAUACACUUCAAAUUCGUUUCGUAUACCGAGCUUGCCUGCCACCGCCACCGCCGCCGCUUCUGCCCCGUCCUCUGUCUUCUUCACGCGAGUUCGUUUUAGUAUAUAUAGCCAGAGUCUAUGGACGAAUGCGUGAAUAUUCUUCUAUAUGUCUAACAUAACCUCAAAUUUGCCGCUGUUGCAGUCGUCGUCAUCAGCGUCAACGUUGUUGUUGUUGUUGGUGGGUUUUCUCUAGGUUCGAGCAGCAGCGAUAGCCAUGAAUGAGAAAAUAAAAUCGCCCUCAACACAGGGCGGUAGUGCACCCGCACCGACCGCUGCUGCGGCCGCAGGUCCUGCUCCAGCAGCCAGUGGUGCCGCAGUAGGAGUACCAGCAGGAGCAGCAACAGCCGGUGGUGCAGCCACACCACCAACAUCUGGGCCACCCACGCCCAACAACGGCAACGAUCCAAUUAUACAACAACAGCAGCAGCAGCAACAACAACAACAGCAGCAACAAGGUGUCGCCGCUGCCCCACAUCCUUAUGGCGUUCCACCACCAGGACCCGGCGGAGGUCCUCCAGAUCCUGCUGCUGUCAUGCACUAUCAUCAUUUACAACAUCCGCCACCACCACCGCCUCACAUGCAACAUCAUGGCGGUCCUCCGCCCCCGCCUGGAGCCGGACCAGAGCAUGCGCCUGGCUCCAAAGAUGAAUACGGUGCAGCCUCGCCACACCUGCCACCGCCCCACGCGCAUCCUGCUUACGCGCGCUACCAUACUGGUGAUCCCAACAUGGAUCCAUAUCGGUAUGGUCAACCCCCGCCAGGUGGCAAACCGCCCCAGCAGCAAGGCGGGCCGGGUGGCUCACCAAAUCGGCCACCCCAGCAACGAUAUAUACCAGGACAGCCGCCUCAGGGGCCCACACCAACGUUAAAUUCGCUGCUGCAAUCUUCAAAUCCGCCGCCGCCGCCCCAGCAUCGUUAUGCCAACAGCUACGAUCCGCAGCAGGCAGCAUCGGCAGCUGCGGCGGCUGCAGCCGCAGCCCAGCAGCAGCAACAACAUCAACAGGCCGCUGGCGGUGGGCCACCCCCACCACCUGGACACGGUCCUCCGCCGCCUCAGCAUCAACCUUCUCCGUAUGGCGCUCAACAGGGUUGGGCACCCCCGCCCAGGCCCUACAGUCCACAAUUGGGACCCUCUCAGCAGUAUAGGACGCCACCACCGACAAAUACUUCCAGGGGUCAGUCACCCUAUCCGCCAGCUCACGGUCAAAAUUCAGGUUCCUAUCCUAGUUCGCCGCAACAGCAGCAGGCACAGCAGCAACAGCAACAACAACAGCAGCAGCAGCAGCAGCAACAACAACAACAAAGCGGACAGCAGCCCGGUGGAGUUGGAGCACCCAGUGCACCAGCACCACCGCCUGGCUCUGGACAGGCACAACCACAACAAAAUACACCGCCAUCUCAAUAUUCGCCGUACCCGCAAAGAUAUCCAACACCGCCUGGAUUACCGGCGACUGGACCCCCAAAUCAUCGAACUGCCUACUCGACGCACCAGUAUCCCGAACCAAAUCGGCCUUGGCCGGGCAGCUCAUCACCUAGUCCUGGUCCUGGACAUCCUUUGCCGCCCGCCUCACCGCAUCAUGCACCGCCGCCACCGUUGCAACAACAACAACCGCCACCACCCCACGCCGCUGUGGCUGGCGGACCACCACCUAGCAGCAGUCCGGGGCAUGCGCCAAGUCCAUCGCCGCAGCCCUCGCAGGCAUCGCCAUCGCCACAUCAGGAGCUAAUUGGACAAAAUAGCAACGAUAGCUCUAGUGGUGGGGGACAUAGUGGUAUGGGUUCUGGUCCGCCGGGUACACCAAAUCCACAGCAAGUCAUGAGGCCCACACCAUCGCCCACUGGCUCUUCCGGUUCGCGUUCCAUGUCACCUGCAGUGGCACAAAAUCAUCCAAUAUCACGUCCGGCGAGCAAUCAAUCAAGCAGCGGCGGUCCAAUGCAACAACCACCAAUCGGAGCUGCUGGUCCACCCGGUCCUGGACCAAUGCCACCACAUGGUCUACCCACGGGUCCGCCGCCUGGGCAGCAACAGCAGCAAUCUCAGCAGCAACAGGCCUCGAAUUCAGCAUCGUCGGCAAGUAAUUCGCCCCAGCAGACACCACCACCAUCGGGAGCACCGCCGCCAAAUCAGAAUAUGAACAAUAUGGCAACGCCGCCGCCACCGCAGGGAGCAUCCGCUGGUUAUCCGAUGCCACCGCAUAUGCAUGGCGCUUAUAAAAUGGGCGGGCCGGGACAAAGUCCGGGUCCAGGUCAAGGAUAUCCGCCUCAACAGCCGCAACAAUAUCCGCAAGGCAAUUACCAGCCAAGGCCACAAUAUCCGCCGGGAGCUUAUGGCACCGGACCACCAAUGCCUCCCACCAGCCAAGCAGGCGGCGCCAAUAGCAUGCCAACCGGACCACAACCCUAUCCAGGCCGGGGUAUGCCCAACCACGGUGGCGGCAGUCCGCAUGGCCAGUAUCCACCAUAUCAAUGGGUGCCACCAUCUCCCCAACAGUCGGUUCCUGGCGGUGCUCCGGGCCAACCUAUGGGAAAUCAUGUGCAGGGCAAGGGCACACCACCACCCGUUGGACCAGGCCCACCGCCACCUCAGGGCGGUGGAUCACCACGCCCAUUAAACUAUCUUAAGCAGCAUUUACAGCACAAAGGUGGCUACGGCGGCAGUCCUACACCGCCCCAACCGCAAGGCUACGGCAAUGGACCGACUGGAAUGCAUCCCGGCAUGCCGAUGGGUCCACCUCAUCAUAUGGGCCCGCCUCAUGGACCAACAAGCAUGGGUCCACCUACGAGCACACCGCCACAAUCCAUGCUGGGGGCCCAGGGAGGCAGCGGCGCGGAAAGUGGGCCGGAGCAUAUAUCGCAAGAUAAUGGUAUAAGUUCGUCGGGUCCAACGUCAGCAUCGGGAUUACAUGCAGUCACCGCAGUGGUAACCACCGGUCCAGAUGGUACGCCCAUGGAUGAAGUUAGUCAACAGAGUACGCUCUCUAAUGCAUCGGCGGCAUCCGGUGAAGAUCCACAAUGCACCACACCAAAGUCGCGCAAAAAUGAUCCAUAUAGCCAAAGUCAUUUAGCCCCUCCAAGCACAUCCCCACAUCCCGCUGUGAUGCAUCCGGGCGGUGGUGGACCCGGCGAAGAAUACGAUAUGAGUUCGCCGCCAAAUUGGACGCGCCCAGCGGCAAGUCCGCAGGUGUUCAACAGUCAUGUUCCUGUGCAACAAGAACCAUUUCGGAGUACGAUUACCACCACCAAGAAAUCCGAUUCACUGUGUAAACUCUAUGAGAUGGAUGAGAAUCCAGAUAGACGCGGAUGGCUGGACAAGCUGCGGACAUUUAUGGAGGAAAGGCGUACACCGAUAACGGCAUGCCCGACCAUUUCAAAACAGCCACUCGAUUUAUAUAGGUUAUACAUUUAUGUAAAAGAACGUGGCGGAUUCGUCGAGGUAUGCAAGGUGACAAAGAGCAAAACAUGGAAGGAUAUUGCAGGUCUCUUGGGUAUUGGAGCCAGCAGCAGUGCCGCCUACACGCUACGUAAACAUUAUACAAAGAAUCUAUUGGCCUUCGAGUGUCAUUUCGAUCGUGGCGAUAUCGAUCCAUUGCCCAUCAUACAGCAGGUGGAAGCUGGCAGCAAGAAGAAGACCACAAAGGCAGCCUCUGUACCAUCGCCAGGUGGUGGCCAUUUGGAUGCUGGAACAACAAAUUCAACAGGGUCGUCAAACUCGCAGGAUUCAUUUCCUGCACCACCAGGUGCUCCACCAAAUGCAGCGAUCGAUGGCUAUGUAGGAUAUCCCGGCGGUGCUGCAUAUCCAGGCGGUAGUGGGCCACAGCCAGAUUAUGCGGCAGCGGGUCAAAUGCAGAGACCCCCCUCACAAAAUAAUCCGCAGGCACCUCAUCCAGGCACACAAUCAAAUCAAACAGCCGCCGGAGCUGUUGUCGGUGCCGGUGAUAAUAUAAGCGUUAGCAAUCCCUUUGAGGAUCCAAUUGCUGGCGGUGCUGUGGCCCCUGGUGCUGUUGUUGCUGCUGCUGGGCCCCAUAGUGGUCCUGGGCCUGGUCCUGGUCCUGGUCCACACCCACCACCACCACCCCCACAUUCACCACACACAGCAGCAACGCAACAAUCGGCUGGUGGCCCUCAGCCGCCGCCGCCGCCACAAGCCCAGCAGCAACAGCAACAGCAGGGCAUGCCAGCACCACCACAGCAGCAGCCAACGCUGCCACCGCCACCACCGCAGCAACAUGGGCACGGGCCUGGGCCGGUGCCGCCAUCGCCUCAGCAUGCGCGACCCGCUGCCGGAGCACCUUAUCCACAAGGUGGCUCCGGCUAUCCAACGCCUGUGUCUAGAACGCCAGGCUCACCGUAUCCAUCACAGCCCGGAGCAUAUGGCCAAUAUGGUGGAAGUGAUCAGUAUAAUGCUGCUGGACCACCCAAUCAGCCAUUUGGACAGGGUCAAGGACAAUAUCCGCCACAGAAUCGCAAUAUGUACCCUCCUUAUGGGCCGGAGGGGGAAGCUCCUCCUUCUGGUGCUAAUCAAUAUGGUCCGUAUGGAAAUAGACCCUACAGUCAGGCGCCGCCCGGAGGACCUCAACCUCCUACACAGCCAGUUGCAGGUGGACCACCAACGAGCGGAGCACCAGUCGGAGCACCACCCGCUGGCGCUUAUGCACCCGGUACUCCCGGACAACAAGACUAUUACAGGCCACCAGAUCAAAGUCCGCAACCUCGUCGGCAUCCGGACUUCAUCAAAGACUCCCCUCAGCCCUAUCCAGGGUAUAAUGCAAGGCCUCAAAUUUACGGUUCAUGGCAAGGCGGUGCGCAACAGUAUCGUCCCCAAUAUCCUGCCUCUCCUGCUCCGCAAACCUGGGGUACUGCUCCGCCAAGAGGAGCCGCUCCGCCUGGCAGUCCCCAUGGUCCACCCAUACAGCAGCCAGCCGGCGUAGGCCAGUGGGAACAACAUCGCUAUCCACCGCAACAGGCUCCACCACCGCCGCAGCAACAACAGCCGCCUUACCAACAAGGUGCACCACCUGGGCAACAGCAGCCACCACAGGGACCCCCGCAAUGGUCACAAAUAACUCCCGGACAACCGCCGCAGGCAGGUGGAAUUGCUCCACCGCCGGGAUCCCCGCUGCGUCCGCCAUCUGGCCCUGGGCAGCAACAACGAAUGCCCGGCGGAGUACCGGGAAUGCCGCCACAACCUCAACAGCCCGGCCAGCCUGUCCAACAACCGCCACAUGGAGCUGUAGGUGUUCCUGGAACACCGGGAAUGCCACCCAUACCCGGAGGCAUGGUUAAGCAACCGUAUGCGAUGCCACCACCAACUCAAGCUGCGGGUCCGCCAACAAGUGUGGCCAUGCCCGGUAAUCCACCUGCCGGAAUGAUUCCUCAGAAACAACCACCCAUAAUAAUUGGUGCACCGGGAAUGCAGCCUGGUCAACAAGCACAGCCGCCACAUCCACAUCCCCACCCACUUCCGCAUCAGCAUCCACAUCAACAUCCUCAUCCGCAUCCACAUCCACAACAUCCGCAUCAAAUGCCUAACCAGCAGGCUGCCUACCCUCCCCAGAUGCCAGUAGGAGGACAAGGCGGUCAGUUAGCCAAAAAGGAGCUAAUUUUCCCACACGAUUGUGUGGAAUCGACCACGCCGGUGCUUUACCGGCGCAAGCGUCUGACCAAAGCCGAUGUUUGCCCCGUCGAUCCGUGGCGGAUAUUCAUGGCUAUGCGCUCUGGCCUGUUGACCGAGUGCACCUGGGCUCUGGAUGUGCUCAAUGUGCUGCUCUUUGACGACACAACAGUGCAGUUCUUUGGUAUCUCAAACUUGCCCGGUCUGCUAACCCUGCUGCUGGAGCACUUUCAGAAGAAUCUCGCCGAGAUGUUCGACGAAGGAUGUGAGGAAACAGCGACGGCGGCCAUUGCUGCUGGCGAAGAGGCUGACGACGAUGCUGACAGUGGUACGGUCAUGUCCAGCUCUCGCGGCUUGGAGCAGCAAAAGAUGCGGGGCGGCCGUUCAUCUCGAUGCGUGCGUAGCAUAUGCAGCUAUAAUCGCAAACGGCAUUACGAGAAUAUGGACAGAAAGUGUACUGAGGACUCAGAUGAUGCCGAUGAGGGCAUCGAUUUGGGUCAAGUUCGCGUGCAGCCCAAUCCAGAGGAACGAUCGCUGCUUCUGUCAUUCACUCCCAACUACACCAUGGUCACCCGUAAGGGAGUUCCAGUUCGAAUACAACAGGCCGAGCAUGAUAUAUUUGUGGACGAACGCCAAAAGUCAUGGGACAUUGACACAAAUAAAUUGUACGAGCAACUCGAACCAGUGGGUAGCAAUGCCUGGACAUUCGGCUUCACAGAGCCCGAUCCGCUCGACGGGAUUAUUGAUGUGUUUAAGUCGGAGAUCGUAAACAUUCCAUUUGCUCGUUACAUCCGCUCAGAGAAGAAGGCCAAAACGAGGCAGGAAACGUCAACGGCAGCAGCAACGACGACCACACUUGCCCCCAAAGGGGGUGUCAUUAAAUCGGAGACUGUGUCAAUAUCAUCCGUUGUGGUUAUAAAACAGGAAGACAACAUGUCUAACACGGAGGAGUCUAGUAGUAGCAUACUCCAACAGACCUAUAACAAGAAGAGGCGAUUGGUUAGCAGCAGCGGUGCUAGUAGCGGCUCUGUUACCGAUCCAAAGAAAUCCAAAUUGGGUGAAGAGUUUGCUCAGCCCCAAGGCGAGAUUAAGAAGGAGCCAGGAACUACUACUUCAUCCGCGACCGGUGGCGGCAAUUCUGUCGAUAGUGAUUGUCGAGCUGUUGAUAUGGAUAUUGAGUCGCCACGUCUUACCAAUGGUGUCGCCGCUUCAUCAUCCUCAUCAUCAGCAUCAGCAUCGGGACCACCACCACAACCAAAGGGCUUUGAUCCAAAAUCAACGGUACGAGAUGCUGCCCACGUUCUACAGCGAAGACGGGAUUCCAGCUAUGAGGAUGAAUGCUAUACGCGAGACGAGGCCUCAUUGUAUCUGGUUAACGAAAGUCAAGAUUCUCUGGCGCGUCGCUGUAUUGCUCUCUCGAACAUCUUUAGGAACUUGACCUUUGUUCCGGGCAACGAGACGGUACUGGCCAAGUCAACGAGGUUUUUGGCAGUCCUUGGACGUUUGCUCUUGUUAAAUCAUGAACACCUACGGCGCACUCCCAAGACGCGCAAUUACGACCGCGAAGAGGAUACAGACUUUAGUGAUUCGUGCAGUUCGCUGCAAGGUGAACGCGAAUGGUGGUGGGACUACUUAAUAACCAUCAGAGAGAACAUGCUGGUGGCCAUGGCCAAUAUAGCUGGCCAUCUGGAGCUGUCACGAUAUGAUGAAUUGAUAGCGCGACCCUUGAUCGAUGGUCUGCUCCAUUGGGCUGUCUGUCCCAGCGCCCAUGGCCAAGAUCCGUUCCCAUCGUGCGGCCCCAAUACGGUAUUGUCGCCGCAACGCUUAGCCUUGGAGGCCUUGUGCAAACUAUGUGUGACAGAUGCCAAUGUUGAUCUAGUGAUUGCGACACCGCCUUUCUCGCGAUUGGAGAAACUUUGUGCUGUGCUCACGCGACAUUUGUGCCGCAAUGAGGAUCAGGUGCUAAGGGAGUUUUCUGUUAAUCUGCUGCACUACUUGGCCGCAGCGGACAGUGCCAUGGCACGGACAGUGGCCCUUCAGUCGCCAUGCAUCUCCUAUUUGGUGGCGUUUAUCGAGCAGGCCGAACAGACGGCAUUGGGUGUGGCAAAUCAGCAUGGCAUCAAUUACCUGCGCGAAAAUCCCGACUCCAUGGGAACCAGUCUCGACAUGUUACGGCGAGCAGCGGGCACGCUACUCCACCUGGCCAAACAUCCCGACAAUCGAUCUCUGUUUAUGCAACAGGAACAGCGUCUAUUGGGCCUAGUGAUGUCGCAUAUAUUGGACCAGCAGGUGGCAUUGAUUAUAUCGCGAGUCCUUUUUCAGGUCUCUCGAGGCGCUGGACCCAUGCAUUCCGUGGAGUAUAGAUUACUGCAGCAACGGCAGCAGCAGCAGCAACGUGCACAGCCGACUCCAGCUGUUGAGAAAGUGGCGGCAAUCAUCCCAGCAGCGACGGUGACCAAAAUUGAAUCAUCCAGUGCAGGACAGCCAGAGCAGUCGACGACUGCUGCCAAUCCUGCGGAUGCAAAGUCACCGGCAGUUACAGCUGCAGCGUCUGUCACGGCAGCAACAACAACUGCACCGGCAGCAGCAACAACAUCAACCCCAACAGCUGCAACAACGACGUUAAGCACAUCAGCGUCAGCGUCCUCCUCAUCUUCAUCAUCCACGGCGGUAGUCAACGAUGAAAACAGCAAUAGCAGCCAACAAUUGCCUCCGGCAGCUACCUUCAAUGAUGUGAGCAACAGUAGCACCAAUAGCAACAGCUGCGGCACUGCCAGCAGCAAUCAAACCAACAGCAGCAGCAGUGUGGGCAGCAGCCAGUCAACGAUGACCAAUGCAGUGGCCUCAGCUCCUCCUACUUCACUCCCAGUCCCAACAGGAGAACUGCAGUCACAGACACAGACCCCCCAUCCGCAGCAACAGCAACAAGUGAGCAAAGCUGCUGCCGCUGCCAAUUUAGUAUCGAAUAAUUUGGCAGCAUCAGCGCCAACAGCUGCAGCAGCCACAGCUGUUAACCAGCAGCCGCCAGCUCCACCACCAACGAAUACAGGAACAACGACUGCUGUUGCGUAGUAUACGACAAUGAUGCCAGCUUCCUACUAUAGGCCAGUUGAUUGAUUUGACUUGGGCAAUCGGGAGUAGUAGGAGCAGGAGCAUGACCAGGAGCAGCUGAAGCAGGAUUGAGAGAUCAUUGAUAAACUUGAACUAAUGUGCGUUGUUGUCUCGCGUGGGCUUUUAAUUAGCUACGUACAAAUUACAACUCCCCGCCCCUUCAAAAACUUCAUAUACAAACAACCCUAACAAUGUAAUCAAACAAUGUAAAUUUACUUAAACGAAGAACAACAAUAACUUUAUGAUGUAGAAGAAGAGGAAAGCGCCGCUUAGCAUAGUCACCAACUACCAUGUGUGUGUGAUCAAUCGAAAGGAUGAAAGGAGAGAAAGGCGUGGAAAUAGUUAACUCUCGAUAAUGUUUUAUGGGAUAGUAACCCAGACAGACACACACACACACAAAUACACACCCACACAUACCAUAUACACUGCAAUUCGUCGUCAUACAAUAACACCUGUAUAUUUUUUCACUCAAAUCUAUAGUAAAUCUAAGAAUUAUAUAUAUAUAUAAACACAUACAGACACCACCACCACCACACCACACCUCCUUCCCAGACACACACACAAACACACACUCAGCAUCAUUAAACAAGAAUAUCCUGUUGAAAUUUAGCAGUGAAUUUAACCCAGCAUUCAAAUGAGGUGGCAAUAAAAAGGAUAGCGGAAGUAGCUACUAAGUGGAAAAUAAUGAUAAUGAUACUAAAGGAUAGAAGGAUCAUAAGCGUCGUAAAACAUUUAAGCACAGAAUAUACUUAUUGUAUUAAAUUAAAUAAAUUAAAAGAAAAAAACGAAGAAACAAA